Messenger RNA from Chenopodium quinoa (quinoa), 537 nucleotides. RefSeq lists its product as uncharacterized. The record is from RefSeq and is a predicted model, not a curated record. The transcript has a single exon. Lineage: Eukaryota; Viridiplantae; Streptophyta; Magnoliopsida; Caryophyllales; Amaranthaceae. Bases 1 to 537 code for a protein of 178 amino acids.
AUGAAUGUAAAGGUAGUGAGAUCUUUCUUAGGGCAUGCCGGGUUUUAUAGAAAAUUCAUCAAGGAUUUCUCGCUCAUUGCAAAACCCCUCAAUGAUCUUCUUCAAAAGGAUACCGAGUUUGUAUUUGAUGACAAGUGUUUGGAGGCAUUUAAUAAGUUGAAGAAAGCUCUAAUCUCUACUCCUAUUGUUCAAGCUCCAAGCUGGGAUUUACCAUUUGAGUUGAUGUGUGAUGCAAGUGAUUCGGCAAUAGGAGAUAUCUUGGGUCAAAGAGUGGACAAGAAACUUUCUAAUAUGAGGUGUCUUGGAGCGGAAAAUUUUGUGGCGGACCAUCUUUCUCAUCUAGAAGAUUCUCAAAUUCAUGAUGAUGGUUCUCCGAUUGAGGAUAGGAUGUUUGAUGACUUCUUGUAUGCUAUUGAAGCAAAGGAGCUCCCAUGUUUUGCCGAUUUAGUGAACUUUCUUCCAUGUGGGGAGUUUCCUCAUUCCUUUUCUAAGAACCAAAGAAAGAAGCUCAAUAGAAAGGCAAUGCAUUAUGUCUAG